Molecule: messenger RNA, 391 nt
Organism: Hordeum vulgare subsp. vulgare (domesticated barley)
Lineage: Eukaryota; Viridiplantae; Streptophyta; Magnoliopsida; Poales; Poaceae
Product: small polypeptide DEVIL 4-like
Exons: 1
Coding region: 184-306 (40 amino acids)
Biological process (GO): negative regulation of cell population proliferation
Source: RefSeq, a predicted model, not a curated record
GAAGAAUUAGCGUGGUUGCAUGGGAGGAGGGGCACUGCAUCUGCAUGCCUGCCUCCUCUAUAAAAGCCCAGCCCCCGGCCUUCCCAGCUGCACACCACAGCAAGCUCCAGCCAGGGAUCAGAUCACACAGAGAGCAAACUCUCCAACUUUCAUCAUUCUCAUCUCUUCAGUUCAUCAAGCUAAAUGGGGAGCAUGAGGAGCCAAGGCAAGCAAGGGGGGAGGGUGAGCAGAACUCUGAAAGAGCACCGAGCCAGGCUCUACAUUAUCCGUAGGUGCAUCGUCAUGCUCCUUUGCUGGCAUGACUGAGCUCCAAGGUGCUUUCUCCUCCAUGGAACCCAUCCAUCAAGGGUCCAUGCAUGGAGAAGUCACACACUUAGAUAGGGAAGUAUCA